Messenger RNA from Laetiporus sulphureus 93-53, 1219 nucleotides. RefSeq names its product carbohydrate-binding module family 13 protein. The transcript is spliced from 7 exons. Bases 194 to 1093 code for a protein of 299 amino acids. Lineage: Eukaryota; Fungi; Basidiomycota; Agaricomycetes; Polyporales; Laetiporaceae. The record is from RefSeq and is a predicted model, not a curated record.
GCCAUGUGAAAAGCAGCGCCUCGGUUGCGAAACCAUCAGAAGAUAGGCAAAUUGAUACUAUAAAAGCCCCAGCUUCAGCAUUCACAAGACUCGGAGCUUCCGACUCGUCACACGUCCGAUGUUCAUGAGCGACGACCACAAAAUUGUUGGCUGCUGUGCCCAUCGUUCCGCUCUGAUCCAUACCUCCACAUCCAUGAUGCUUAUCCAGACUCCGGGAACGUACGCCCUGCUCAAUGCUCGCAGUGGCACCGCACUGGACCUAUCUGGCGCGGACCGUAGGUCGGUCCUUGGAUAUCCCUCACACAUGGGCGAGAACCAACAGUGGGAGUUUCUUCCCAACGGGAAAGGCUACGCGAUCCGCAGUGCCCGCAUGUCCCUUUUGGGUGGGCUAUUUUUGACAGUGGAAGGAGUCUAUGAUGGCGCACGGAUCAUUGGCAGUCCUUAUCCCACAAGUUGGGAUGUUCAUAUCGACGAGGAGUAUAGAAGUUUGUGCAUCUUCUGGCCUAACACGAGCUAUUUCGUUGGCUUGGACAACGAAAACGAGGGAUCUCAAGCCAAGGCAAGGCUCAUGGAAGAAAUUCCCGGGAAACCCCGGCAACGAUGGUUUCACGUAUUCUGCAGGACAGUACAAGGGCAACAGAUUAUGGACCUGGACGCCAGACCCUAUAUGAAUUUGGACAAAUUCAUUCUGCGCAACGUGAAGAGUGGCACGGUACUCGAUCUUUCGGGCGCUGAUCGAAGGUCUAUUCUUGGAUGGACUGUGCAUAGGGGGCACAACCAACAAUGGGAGUUUCUUCCCUAUGGUCGAGGAUACGCAAUUAGGGCUGUGUGGCGGCCAACUGCUGAUCCGCUCUAUCUCAGCGUGGAGAACACCAAUCAAGAACCACAAGUCGUUGCAAGUCCGUUUCCUACCAGCUGGGAGCUCCAUGUUGACCAGAGAACAGAAACUGUCCACAUCCAAUGGUCUGGGACAUCUUACGCCAUUGAGCUUGGUGAUCAGGGAAGUGCGACCCCAGGGACUAGGGCGCAACUCAUGAUAGGAAAGGCCGAAGAGUUUAGUCAGUCGUGGCAGUUCAUGCACUAUCGAGUGUGAGCCUAUAUGCGGCCCCGGAUCGUCGAUAUGGUGAUCAUUCUAGACUCGGAUAACAUGGGUAUCUUGUACUGCCUGCGUUGACUGACUAAACAUGAUACGAGCUCAAUGAAUGGCUAUUCACCUGCA